AAUUGAAAUGCAGAUGUGACGUGACGCUGUGUUGGACGACUUCGCUGGACGCAAGCAAAUCCCUUUGAGAAAUUAUACAGCAGAUCUCUGCCCUGAUCCACAAAGAUGUCUGACGAACGGAGAGACAGCUCGAGCAGCCUGCAGAGGAAGAAACCGCCUUGGCUCAAGCUAGAUAUUCCCGCCAACCAGCCACCGUUGGAUGAGCCGCCCUCUUUGCCGCCUUUAAGGCACCAACUCUAUGUGCGAAGUGUCAGUAUGCCGCCGGAGAUCACAUGGGUACCAUCCCCGCCAAACGAACAGAGGCGACCCACUUUCCAGAGGCAGACCUCAAUAACCCAGACCAUCAAAAGGGUGCGGUUUGAAAGAAUUAACACAAUGCCUAUAAAAGGUCACAGAGCUGGUAGGAGGCCACCGAAAAGACACCAGUCUUUCUCUGCCAGAUCUUUGCUGAGAGGUACAGCUGACUGGUUUGGGGUUAGCAAGGAUAGCGAUACCACCCAAAAAUGGCAGAGGAAGAGCCUGCGACACUGCAGCCAGAGGUACGGCAAGCUUAAAUCACAUGUCAUCCGUGAGAUGGAGCUACCAAGCCAAGACAACAUCUCACUCACCAGCACUGAAACCCCCCCACCUCUCUAUGUGGGGCAGCAGUUUGGCAUGCAGAAGAUCGUGGACCCGCUGGCCAGGGGACGAGCAUUCCGGAUGGCAGACGAGAAUGAUGGCUACAGCGUUCCCCACACUCCCAUCACGCCUGGCGCCGCUUCCCUCUGCUCCUUCACCAGCUCCCGCUCAGGACACAACCGUGUUCCCAAACGCAGGAAGAGGGAAUCCGUGGCCAAAAUGAGUUUCAGGGCAGCAGCGGCCCUGGUAAAGGGGCGCUCUCUCAGGGAAGGUACGACGCGGCGGGCUCAGAGGCGCAGCUUCACCCCCGCCAGUUUUGCGGAAGAAGAAACAGUGGAUUUUCCAGAUGAGUUGGACACCUCGUUCUUUGCAAGGGAAGGAGUUCUACACGAAGAGCUCUCCACGUAUCCCGAUGAGGUGUUUGAGCCCGCGGAAACUGUUACCGCCAAGGAGAUGGAGAGCAACUCUCUGGAUCAGACCGAUCUAACCGGCAGCGCCUUGGACAAAAGCGAACUCGAGAAAAGUCACCUCAUGCUCCCAUUGGGACGAGGGUGGCGGAAGCAGAAAGAAGGAGCCCCUCCUCUGCCCAAGGUACGUUUAAGGCAGGAGGUGGUCAGUGUGAAUGGCCAGAGAAGAGGGCAGCGCAUCGCAAUACCCGUCAAGAAGCUGCUCGCGAAGGAAAAGAGACCCUACGGGCUGGGGAUGGUGGGCAAGCUAACGAACCGGACGUACCGCAAGCGAAUAGACAGUUACGUGAAGAAACAAAUAGACAACAUGGACGACCAUCGGCCUUUUUUCACGUACUGGGUUACAUUUGUGCAUAUUCUCAUCACUAUCCUAGCAGUGUGUAUCUAUGGAAUUGCUCCAAUAGGAUUUUCUCAGCAUGAAACAGUAGAUUCAAUUUUACGAAAUAAAGGUGUCUAUGAAAAUGUUAAAUUUGUGCAGCAAGAAAACUUCUGGAUUGGACCAAACUCUGAGUCUUUAAUCCACCUUGGAGCAAAGUUCUCUCCGUGCAUGAGGCAGGACUCGCAAGUGCACAGUUUAAUUACGCAGAAGAGGCAAGAGGAGAAUAAAUCGGCGUGCUGCGUGAGAAACGACAAGUCAGGGUGCGUUCAAACCUCAGAGAAAGAUUGCUCGUCAAGGCUCGCUGUCUGGGUAAAGUGGCCGCAUCACACUAGUGCUCCAUUACUGGGCGACGGGACUCCCCGCAGUCACGGCUCGGUGUGCCAUCAGGAUCCCAGGGUUUGUGUUGAACCUGCCUCUGUUGCCCCUCAUGUGUGGCCUGAUGACAUCACCAAAUGGCAGAUUUGCACUAAAAGUACUGCUGGAAACCACACUAACCUUCCACACUUGGAUUGUGUCAUGACUGGCCGGCCCUGCUGUAUCGGCACAAAGGGGAGAUGUGAGAUUACAUCAAGAGAAUAUUGCGAGUUCAUGCAAGGUUAUUUCCAUGAAGAAGCCACUCUCUGCUCUCAGGUGCCCUGUAUGGAUGAUGUAUGUGGACUUCUACCAUUCCUUAACCCUGAAGUGCCUGAUCAGUUUUACAGACUCUGGCUUUCACUCUUUCUACACGCAGGGAUUCUGCACUGCCUUGUGUCCAUCUGCUUCCAAAUGACCAUCCUUAGGGACCUGGAGAAAUUGGCAGGGUGGCUUCGGAUUUCCAUCAUUUACAUCCUGAGUGGGAUCACGGGGAACCUGGCCAGUGCCAUAUUCUUGCCUUAUCGAGCGGAGGUUGGACCAGCGGGAUCACAGUUUGGCAUCCUCGCCUGCCUUUUUGUCGAGCUCUUCCAGAGUUGGCAGAUCCUCGCACGGCCUUGGAAGGCCUUCGUCAAGCUGGUGGGCCUCGUCCUCUUCCUCUUUGCCUUCGGCCUCCUCCCGUGGAUCGACAACUUUGCCCACAUCUCCGGCUUCAUCAGCGGGUUCUUCCUGUCGUUUGCAUUCCUCCCCUACAUCAGCUUUGGGAGAUUUGACUUGUACCGCAAGCGAUGUCAGAUCAUGAUCUUCCUCGUCACCUUCGUGGGGCUGUUUGCAGGGCUGGUGGUCUUGUUCUACGUCUACCCAAUAACCUGCGAGUGGUGCGAGUACCUGACUUGUAUUCCCUUCACGGAUAAAUUCUGUGAAAAAUAUGACCUCAACGCACAUCUACACUAGUCGGUCCGCAAGGCGCUUCAAUCAAUGUUACAGAUUUGGUUGUCAGCAGUAUUUACAUCACGGGGUGUCUACGGAGAAUAUACUCCACCAACACAUUGGCGGUGAUGUUCAAGUCGUCCUUCAGAUCCUCGCCUGAUGUUGCCUUUUCUAAAAUCAAAAAUUGAAUUUAGCACUUGAUGUUCAAUUUACAUCUCGGGACUGUGGACACCAUCUCCAACUAUGAUCUAUGUGCCUUUCCCAUUAUUUUUCAACCAACGUUUUGUGCUGCCAAUUUUGUAUUACACUAGUUUUAGCACUAAAUCAAAUCUUGUAUUGUCUACUACUGCUAAAGUGGUGAUGGAUUGCCGGUAGUGUUUUAGCUACCGUUAGACUGGACUGCAGGUUUGCAGGAUACAUUAUGGAAGCCUUACUGAAUCUUCAGUUUUAAAUUUGAACAUUGUCAUUAUCUUUCUCUUGUCUUGCUCUUGAAAUGGUAUGAUGACAUUACAAGACGCACCCACCCCCCCAUCCACCCAGGAUAGAUUGCUGUAAAGCACAUGAAAGUUGACAUAUAUCAUUCUUAUUUCAAAAUAAUCUAAUCCUUGUCACGCCCUCCCCAACUAUUGUGAAAUCUGCCGUUUUCCUGACUUUGGAAUGUCCGACAAUUAUUGUACUGCUGGUUUCAGGUAGAGAUGUCAAAAGACAUGGAAUUUCAAACCGUAAUGGAUCAGGAUUAAAUUUACCUUCGCACCCAAUAUCAGAAUAAUGGAACUAAAAAAAAUAUCCUAGCUAUGUAUUGUUUCUUGUUUACCACUCCAAUCAUGAUGUAUUCUGAGGGACUCAAUCUGUUGCAAGCAGCAGAAAUUGGAUCUGUGAUUAAAAUUGAUGAUUUAUAAACACUAACCAUGUCUCUGACAACAAUAAAGGUUCAUUGGCUAUUA
Amblyraja radiata (thorny skate) is the source of this 3689-nucleotide messenger RNA. RefSeq names its product rhomboid 5 homolog 1a (Drosophila) (gene rhbdf1a). The record is from RefSeq and is a predicted model, not a curated record. The transcript is spliced from 19 exons. Gene Ontology annotation, biological process: regulation of protein secretion; regulation of epidermal growth factor receptor signaling pathway. Lineage: Eukaryota; Metazoa; Chordata; Chondrichthyes; Rajiformes; Rajidae. Gene Ontology annotation, molecular function: serine-type endopeptidase activity. Gene Ontology annotation, cellular component: endoplasmic reticulum membrane. Bases 106 to 2769 code for a protein of 887 amino acids.